AUGGAAUACAAGGCAGGGGAAAGAAUUCAGUUGGUAGUAGAUUUGAACUCCUUCAACUUAAAUCAUCCAACGGAGAACAGAGGGGUCGCUGAGAAUCCUACAGGAGAAAACUUGGAUAACACACACUCUACAUGCAAUAAGAAAGCUGAAGGAAAAGAUCAGGAGACGGCUGUAUAUGCUAAAUGUACAUCAGCUGAGAGAAAGAACCUUUGGUACAGCCUGGAGAAAGAUAACCUUAGCAUUGAUGGUCCAUGGUGCAUUGGGGGUGACUUCAAUGUGAUUAUUGAUCCCGAUGAAAAGCUAGGAGGAAAUCCUCACAGAGUUCACAGAAGUUUGGAUUUAAGUAAUUGUAUGAAUAAUUAUGCGGUUACAGACCUGGGUUACACUGGCCCCAAGUUCACCUGGUGUAAUAAUUGGAGGCUUAGCAAGAGAGUCUGUAAAAGGCUUGAUAGAAUUUUUGUAAAUGACUCGUGGAUUCAAAAAUUCCAGCAUAGCACUGUUAAGCACCUAGUGAGAACUGGUUCGGAUCAUAGACCUUUAUUCAUGAAGUGUUUUAACACCAACCACACUCACAUUAUUUACUUCAGGUUUCUGGAUUUCUGGGUUAGUCAAAAAGAUUUUAUGGACAUUGUCAAGGAAGUUUGGAACGUAAACAUUACUGGUAACUCAAUGUGGAUCCUCCAAUCUAAAUUAAACAAUCUUAGUAACAUGCUAAGUAAGUGGUCUAGACAGGAGAUUGGAGACAUCAAUGACCAAGAGAGUAGAUGGGAAGACAAAAUUCAACUUCUUGAAAACAUUGACAUCGAUAUCAACAGUGAAGAUAGCAGGGCAGAUGUUAACAAAGCGCAUGCUGAAUAUAUAAAAUGGCUGAGUAUGCAGGAGUCUCUACUCAAACAGAAGACUCAAACCAAAUGGUUUCAAGAUGGAGAUAGUAAUACAAGGUAA
Messenger RNA from Nicotiana attenuata, 945 nucleotides. RefSeq lists its product as uncharacterized. Lineage: Eukaryota; Viridiplantae; Streptophyta; Magnoliopsida; Solanales; Solanaceae. The record is from RefSeq and is a predicted model, not a curated record. The transcript is spliced from 3 exons. Gene Ontology annotation, molecular function: catalytic activity. Bases 1 to 945 code for a protein of 314 amino acids.